Molecule: messenger RNA, 715 nt
Organism: Rhagoletis zephyria (snowberry fruit fly)
Lineage: Eukaryota; Metazoa; Arthropoda; Insecta; Diptera; Tephritidae
Source: RefSeq, a predicted model, not a curated record
ACCAAUUCAGCAUUGUAAAAUAAAUAAUGCAAAAUUUUCUUCAUCUUAUUUACUAAUUAGGCUCUAGAAGAAAUCGGAAGAGAAUGCAACAUGACAGAGGAAUGCGUUAAAAAAAGACCUAGUCGUUGAGGAGCACGUACAUAGUUGAAAAGAAGAAGGUGUAGCAGAGCAAAAAGUCUGGUUGUGAUGGAUGGAUGGUGAGGAGAUGAUUUUCCUGGAUGCCUCUAUUUUGACAGGGGAGGCAAGGGAUAACGUUUCGAACAACAUCCUAAAUAAGUCAAUUUAUGUGGAUGACACAACAACUUCCAAGUCUUUUGAUUCUGACAUCUCCACUCUGUCAUCUUCGAGGAAAAGGAAACAUGAAGAUGAAAUAAAUACAGACAAACUCGAUGAAGCGAUUGACAAAAUUGUCAACAUCAGUAAACCCACAGUUGAUGCUUUUAGUAUUUCGCAGACGCUUCGUGCCAUGCCCGAAGAAACUGCGUAUCUAACUACGAAAGAAAUACAAGACUUAUUGUUCCAACGUAAAUUUAGUAAAGUGGAAAACAGUACGGAGUUUGAAAUAAGAGAAACAGGAUCGCCAGACACACAUGGUUCUAACAUACUCUACUUAGCAAUGCCAUCUGUAGAAAUAGAUCCACUGAUCAACGAGGAUUCGUUUUUGUAUUAAAAAUAAAUAAACAAACUAACACCCCUAUUCCGCAACUCUUUCGUA